UAAACACUCACUAUCAUCGGACACCCACCAACUAAAACUAAAACCUAGCAAAACCCAAGAUAUGGAGAGAUGCACUUGUUCUUCUUCAAGCCAAAUUACACACAUUAUUAUAUUAAUGUGCGUCUUUGUUGUUAUGUCUGCGACCUUGGUGCAUGGCCAAGGCACUCGUGUUGGUUUCUAUGCUACUACAUGUCCUAGAGCUGAAUCCAUUGUAAGCUCAACUGUUGCAACACAUUUUCGAUCUAACACUGCAAUUGCUCCUGCUUUGCUGAGGAUGCAUUUCCAUGAUUGCUUUGUUCGAGGUUGCGAUGCUUCUGUCCUUAUUGAUGGUUCCAAUACUGAGAAAACUGCCCCACCAAAUCUUGGGUUGAGAGGCUAUGAAGUUAUUGACGAUGCCAAGACUCAGCUUGAAGCUGCAUGUCCUGGAAUUGUUUCUUGCGCUGAUAUUCUUGCACUUGCAGCCCGUGAAUCUGUUGUUCUGACUGGUGGACGAAGUUGGCUGGUGCCUACCGGACGUAGAGACGGCCGGGUGUCAUUGGCAUCCGAAACAACUGAUUUGCCUGGCUUCAGAGAAUCCAUUGAUUCCCAAAAGCAAAAGUUCUCUGCCAAGGGUCUUAACACACAAGAUCUUGUCGUACUUGUUGGAGGACACACCAUAGGAACUACAGCUUGCCAGUUCUUUAGUUACAGAUUAUACAACUUCAAUGGCACCGCAAGUUCUGAUCCUUCCAUUAAUGCUUCGUUCCUCCCUCAACUACAAGCACUGUGUCCACAGAACGGGGAUGGGACAAAGCGAGUUGCUUUUGAUACAGGUAGUGAAAACAGAUUUGAUGCAUCUUUCUUCGCCAACCUGAGAAAUGGGCGAGGAAUACUUGAGUCUGAUCAGAAAUUGUGGACUGAUGCUUCGACGAGAGCAGUUGUUCAACGUUUCCUGGGUAUUACUGGUUUGGCUGCAUUCAAUGUUGAGUUUGGAAGAUCCAUGGUUAAGAUGAGUAACACUGGAGUGAAGACAGGCACUGAUGGUGAAAUUAGGAAGAUAUGUUCUGCAAUAAACUCAUGAUACUGCCAAGAAUUUCCCAUGCCCGAAAGAAAAAACUUAUCUAAAUCUAGUUCUCAAAAUAGAGAUAUAAAUAUAUGAAUUUUAUCUUGUAUAUUGUAUUUUAAAUUUAAGAUAGACUUGGUCUAAGCAGAACUUUCCAUAUGGGGAAUACAUAUCUUCUAUUGAAAGUGUGAAGUAAUCUAUCUUUUAUCUUGUAAAAGAAUAAUGAUAUGAUUUAUUACGUAGGGAUGAAUAUUGAUGUAUUUAGCUUAAGUUGAUAAUGAAAUGAUAAUGUGUGUGUGUGUGAAUCUUAAUAAAUUUGAGUAUUUAUUACAUAUA
Molecule: messenger RNA, 1378 nt
Organism: Hevea brasiliensis (rubber tree)
Lineage: Eukaryota; Viridiplantae; Streptophyta; Magnoliopsida; Malpighiales; Euphorbiaceae
Product: cationic peroxidase 2-like
Exons: 3
Coding region: 62-1060 (332 amino acids)
Biological process (GO): hydrogen peroxide catabolic process; response to oxidative stress
Cellular component (GO): plant-type cell wall; plasmodesma
Molecular function (GO): peroxidase activity; heme binding
Source: RefSeq, a predicted model, not a curated record